This is a messenger RNA of Grus americana (Whooping crane), 3653 nucleotides long. It is a transcript of the gene PPP3CB, whose product is annotated as protein phosphatase 3 catalytic subunit beta. The transcript has 13 exons. The record is from RefSeq and is a predicted model, not a curated record. Gene Ontology annotation, cellular component: cytoplasm; calcineurin complex. Gene Ontology annotation, molecular function: calmodulin binding; calmodulin-dependent protein phosphatase activity. Bases 608 to 2140 code for a protein of 510 amino acids. Gene Ontology annotation, biological process: calcineurin-mediated signaling. NCBI's taxonomy places the organism in Eukaryota, Metazoa, Chordata, Aves, Gruiformes, Gruidae.
CGGAGCUCUCCAUGGUGGCCGCUAGCCCUCGCCCGCUGAGGGGCCGCUGGGGGCCGGGCCGCCCGCCGCGCCGCCUCUCUCUCCCCCGCCGCGCAGCCCCGUUGCCGCCCCCAGGCUCGGCCUGACGCCCGCCCGUCCCCGCGGGCGGGGUCGCGCCGCGGCGGGGCGCUCCCUGCUCCUCACCCGCCUUCCCCGGCCGGGGGUGGGAGAGCCCGGAGGCGCGGGGCUGCAGCCUCCGCCCCUGCCCGCGCCCCGCGGCGGAGGCGCCGCCCCGGGGAGAGCAGAGUUUCGCCACGCUCCCUAACGGCCGCGCUGCCGGCGCGGCGGAGCCAGGAGUUUCGCCACGCUCCCGUAGUCCCCUCGUGGGGUGGCGGCGCGGUGCAUGCCGGGCCCGAGGCGGACUGUCCCUUCGCUGCGCGAGGAGCUGGGAGCCGCGCCUGCCGCCAUGUUCCGCUGGGCCGCCGCCGCCCGGGGCCUCUAGCCGCCCCCACCCCGCCUCGCCGCCGGCCGCCGUGCGCCCCGCUCCCCGCCAGCCCGCCGGCGGAGGAGGCGGACGAAGGCGCCGCCGCGCCCAGCAGCCGCCGCCGGAGCCCGGCAGCGCCCAGCGAUGUCCGCCAAGGAGGGGAGCAAGGUGCUGCUGCUGCCGCCCCACGCCACCAGCGAGCGCGCCGUCAAGGCUGUCCCUUUUCCACCAACGCAUCGCUUGACAUCUGAAGAAGUAUUUGACACAGAUGGAAGACCAAGGGUUGAUAUUUUGAAGAACCACUUGAUAAAAGAAGGUCGAGUGGAUGAAGAAAUUGCACUUAGAAUCAUCAAUGAGGGUGCUGCAAUAUUACGGAGGGAAAAAACUAUGAUAGAAGUUGAAGCUCCAAUUACAGUGUGUGGUGAUAUUCAUGGCCAGUUCUUUGAUCUAAUGAAGCUGUUUGAAGUGGGAGGAUCACCUGCUAACACAAGAUACCUCUUCCUCGGUGACUAUGUAGACAGAGGUUAUUUUAGUAUAGAGUGUGUGCUGUACUUAUGGGUCCUGAAAAUUCUCUACCCAAGCACGUUAUUUCUUUUGAGAGGCAACCAUGAAUGCAGACACCUAACAGAAUAUUUUACCUUUAAGCAAGAAUGUAAAAUAAAGUAUUCAGAAAGAGUCUACGAUGCUUGUAUGGAAGCUUUUGAUUGUCUCCCUCUUGCUGCUCUUUUAAAUCAACAGUUUCUUUGUGUUCAUGGUGGACUUUCACCAGAAAUUAAUACACUAGAUGACAUUAGGAGAUUAGAUAGAUUCAAAGAGCCUCCAGCAUUUGGACCAAUGUGUGACUUAUUGUGGUCAGAUCCUUCAGAAGAUUUUGGAAGUGAAAAUUCACAAGAGCAUUUCAGUCACAAUACAGUCAGAGGAUGCUCAUACUUUUAUAGCUAUCCAGCAGUUUGUGAAUUUUUGCAAAAUAAUAAUUUAUUGUCAAUCAUUAGAGCACAUGAAGCACAAGAUGCAGGUUAUAGAAUGUACAGGAAAAGUCAAACUACAGGGUUUCCAUCAUUAAUAACAAUUUUUUCAGCACCUAAUUACCUGGAUGUCUACAAUAAUAAAGCUGCUGUAUUAAAAUACGAAAACAAUGUGAUGAAUAUUCGUCAGUUCAAUUGUUCUCCUCAUCCUUACUGGCUACCAAAUUUUAUGGAUGUUUUUACAUGGUCUUUGCCAUUUGUUGGAGAAAAAGUAACAGAAAUGUUGGUGAAUGUUUUGAGCAUUUGCUCUGAUGAUGAACUGAUGACAGAGGGAGAAGAUCAAUUUGACGUAGGUACAGCUGCCGCACGGAAAGAAAUAAUCAGAAACAAAAUUCGUGCAAUUGGCAAGAUGGCAAGAGUCUUCUCUGUUCUCAGGGAGGAGAGUGAAAGUGUGCUGACACUCAAGGGUUUGACUCCCACUGGAAUGUUACCUAGUGGAGUGUUGGCUGGAGGACGACAGACCCUGCAAAGUGCAAUACGAGGAUUCUCUCCGCAACAUAAAAUCUGCAGUUUUGAAGAAGCAAAAGGUUUGGAUAGGAUCAAUGAGAGAAUGCCACCAAGAAAAGAUGCUCUUCAGCAAGAUGGUAUUAAUACUAUAAACACAACCAAUGCCAAUGGAAACAAUGGAACUGGCAACAACAAUGCACAGUGACCACGUCAGCUUCUGGUUUACUCACUCAUGUCUUGCCUGAGAAUUCCUAGAUUACUGCUUUUUGAUGUGACAACAGAGGAAAUAGCCAGGGGGAUCGCUUGAAGUGACUACUUAAUGCGAGGUGGAGAACCAUCUGACUUGAUCCCGCUGAAGACAGGCCAUCAUGCUUUUGAGACAACAGCCCCUCUCUGUCCACACUGACCUCCUGGGCGCGUGCCUCACCUAGUUCCACAACGCCCAUGCCCGGCUGCCGAAGCUCCGGAAGAGAUCUGGAGAAAGAAUCGGGCUGUUAUCACUAAAGCACGUCUAGACUAGCAUCUUAUGCUUAUCGUUGUCAACACUUUUAAGUUUACAAAUGGAAUUUUUCUUUCAGUAGAGGUAGUUUGUUUGUUUGUUUGUUUUUUAAAUCAGACUUUCAAAUACAACCCUAAAAGCUAACUAUUUAUUAAUGGACAUUGGUUUCAUGAAAUGUCUUUAAAAUGAUAGAUUAGAAUGGUCUUAAAAUAUCUGAGGCUGCAAAAACUGUAUUUUGAAUAGACGGAAAAAAAUGCCAAAAAAAAAAUCUCGGUCAUUCUGUAAAAUGCUGACCUCAGGUUUACUCCUUAGAUGUUGCUAAUUCUAUAUUGUAUUCACUGUAUUUUUUAGUUACAGCUUAUCAGAAGAUUUCUAUGUAGGAAUGUUUAUUACUUGAACACAGAUUUAAAAAAAAAUAUUUAAUUUAGAAACUUUUUUGCCCAGCUUUUUCAAGACUCUUCCCCACCUUGAAUUUUAAAAAAAAAUUAUUAUAUAUACUAAUUUUAAAAGUAAGAAAAAUACGGAAGUGUUAAUUUUAAGGUACUUUUAAUGGAACUUUGUACAUUGUUUAAGUAAAUUUUGAUUCAUAUCAAGUCUGUAAAGCUUGGCAUUGUAUUUUGUGUAUGCAUGUUUUCAUUUUGCAAAUAUUUAAUAUAUAGACCUAUGAUGUACAUCUAUAGGUUACCUAGAUGUUAUGGGUACUUUUAGUUUAUUGUGAGUAUUACGGUUGCAUAAAUAGCUAAUAAUCACUGGGCUGAAUAGCUGCAAGCUUUUUAUUAUUUUUUAAAUCUGUAAAGGAAACUGAAACUGUAUUGGAAAUACUUUUUGUUUAGGCAAAGCAGCGCGUAAGCAAUUGCUCUGUUCAACUGCUGAGGCAUUAGUGAAAGUGUAAACUUGAGACUGCAUGUAUUUUGGUAUCUACAGGACUGCUUGGUUAAAAUAAAAAUUGAAGCCCUGUGCUAAUUUGUUCACAAAUAAUGGACUGUACUGAUUGCCACUGUACUUUGUUAUCUAUUUUGACAUUUGCUACGUGUCCUUCUCAUCCCCUGGAACACAACUUGAGACUUCUGUCACUAGAGUUCAUCUCCCUUUUUUUUUUUUUUGUUUGCCAUAAAGUACAAUCUGUACAUACCCCUAAGUUGGAAAUUUUAUGCAUGUUCUGAACUAUUCGAGUAUUUUAUAAAUAGUAGCACACAAUAAAUUUUGUGCAUGGGCUGCG